AUGAUCUGCCCCGACCGUGCCGCACUCACGCAGGCCAGGCGUACCACGUUGCCAAAGGUGCUGCACCAGGCGUGGCUGGCGCCGACAGGUGCGCCGCGCCAGCCAGCAGGAGUGCUGCGGGUGCAGGCGCACCGGUGGCCACAUUCGCUUCGGCACUGGCAGUGGGCGCUGUGGACGUCUGAGGCGAGUCGCGAGCUGUGGUCGACGCACGCUCCCGAGCUGCUCAACGUGUACUUAUCGUAUAACAAGUCGGUUGAACGUGCCGACGCGACGCGUCUGCUGAUCAUGUCCGUGUACGGAGGAGUGUACGCAGACCUGGACGUGGUACCGUGCGAUGACUUCGAGCGCUCCCUGAGCGACGCAAUGGGCGGCGCAGGGCGCUGCAGCACCAAUGAGCAAUGUUCUGUCCCUCUCUUGCUCGUGCGCGAUCCGUGGCGAGGAAAACCGGCAAGGCAGGCGGUACAACACGUGUCAAACUUCUUCUUUGCGUCGGUACCCGACCACCCGUUCUGGGGCUUCGCGCUGCGGCUGCUCGCCGAGCGGCGGUCCCACCCGUGGGGUACGAUGUACAAGACUGGUCCCUACUUUGUCGACCACGCGUGGAAAAGCUUCCGCCGGCUCAACGGCGGCUGCCCCGCGCAGCUACUUGAGAAAUCGGCCGCCGUGCUCACGCACAACGAUUGGCAGGAACAGCGCUUCGGCGGCUUGCUCGACUGGCUAGGCGUGGACCGAGCGAAGGACUGCGCUGAGGGGAGUCUACAGGCGGUGUUCGCAGACCUGCCGCUGCAGAAGCGUUUGCUGACAAGGAGAAGCAAAAAGUGGGCUUUGUACGUCAACGAGAGUCUGCCCAAGCGCGACCUGCUCUCGCUCCAUCCACGGCCCCUGAUCGUGUGCUGA
Messenger RNA from Emiliania huxleyi CCMP1516, 897 nucleotides. RefSeq lists its product as hypothetical. Gene Ontology annotation, biological process: mannosyl-inositol phosphorylceramide biosynthetic process. The transcript has 3 exons. The record is from RefSeq and is a predicted model, not a curated record. Gene Ontology annotation, molecular function: mannosyltransferase activity. Bases 1 to 897 code for a protein of 298 amino acids. Lineage: Eukaryota; Haptophyta; Isochrysidales; Noelaerhabdaceae.